UUUGUUACUCUGUAAGUCUCUCUCUGUGCUGCACAAUUUAUACUAUACAACUUCAUUAUAGGACAUAUGAUUAACAAUGGCUCCAAAGCUAGCCUCAGCACUCUUCACACGGCUGAUCUUGCCAACCUUCUUACUUCUAUUCCUUUACUCAACCCUCCUCCCUCUCUACACACCAUCUUCGACCAAACCACUACCUUCGAAACACUACAUUCCCAUUACACCUACUUGCAAUCUCUUCAAUGGGCAUUGGAUCUUAGACCCCAAUCGCAGACCCAUGUACGAUGAGACCUGCCCAUUUCACCGAAACGCCUGGAACUGUUUGAGAAACAAGAGAGAGAACAUGGGUCGGAUCAAUUCUUGGAAAUGGGUCCCUGAAAAUUGUGAAUUGCAAAGGAUCGAUCCGUUAGGGUUUAUGAAUCUGAUGAGGAACAAGAGAAUUGGGUUUGUUGGGGACUCACUGAGUGAGAACUUCUUGGUGUCUGUUCUUUGUAUUCUUAGGGUUGCUGAUGCAGGUGCAAAGAAGUGGAAGAGGAAGGGGGCUUGGAGAGGAGCUUAUUUCCCUAAAUUCAAUGUCACAGUUGCGUAUCAUCGAGCCGUUUUGCUCUCCAAAUACGAGUGGCAGCCAAAACAAUCAGCGCUCUCUGCUCAAGAUGGAUUGAAGGGAAUAUAUCGAGUAGAUGUUGAUCUCCCGGCAGAUGAUUGGGCCGACAUAUCUGAUUUCUACGAUGUCCUUAUUUUCAAUACUGGCCAUUGGUGGGGCUAUGAUAAGUUCCCAAAAGAGACUCCUCUUGUUUUCUAUAAGGAAGGGCAACCAAUACAUCCUCCCUUGGAGAUGUUGGAUGGACUUAGAGUUGUUCUGGAGAAUAUGGUUUCCUACAUACAAAAAGAAUUUCCCAGGAAGACACUCAAGUUCUGGCGGUUGCAAUCACCUAGACAUUUUUAUGGUGGCGAGUGGAAUCAAAAUGGUAGUUGCUUGUCCAAUGAACCCCUCGAGAAAGUCCAGCUUGACAGGUGGUUUGAUCCCAGCAAUAAUGGGGUGAACAAAGAAGCAAGACAAUUGAAUCAUCUUAUUGAAGAAGCACUACAAGGCACAGAUAUCCGAUUACUUGAUCUAACUCAUUUGAGUGAGUUCAGAGCAGAUGCUCAUCCUGCAAUUUGGUUGGGAAAGAAGGAUGCAGUGGCAACUUGGGGUCAGGACUGUAUGCACUGGUGCCUACCAGGUGUUCCUGACACGUGGGUUGAUAUUCUGUCACAACUGAUCCUUUAUGGCUCGGAAAUGGGGUGAUGAAUGGUGAAAUGAACACUAUCAAGUUCGAUUGAGAUUUCCAACUUGCCAAUUCCAACGAAUGCCAACAGCGAAUUGUUCAGCAGUCACUCUCAGUUCACAGAUCAGAUCAGAAUGUGAGAAGUUGGUUAUUGCACGGGUACAAGCAUAGUCCCACGAGUCAGGUUUCCCUGUCAAUUUGAAUGCUAGUAUGCUUUCAGGGGAGGUUGACCUUAUUUAUAAUUAUUAUGCUGGAUCUGUUUCUUCUUCUUCUUCUGUGUGUGUGUGUAUUAGUGUGUUGGCUAGGGAUGCAGAAAAGGUCGGUGGAAGGUGAGCUAGCAUUGGAAUGACUCAAGGUUUCAAGUUGAAACUUCAAUUUUUGAGAAUAAAUCAUCAUUUUUUUUUGGUUUUUUGUUUCCCCAACUUUCGUUCUUCUUCUUUUCCGAACUUGUUGAGAACUAUGCUGUUAACUGUAACUGCUUUGACUAUAAUUUUAUUUAUUUAUUUGUCCACAUGAAUACAGUACAUUUCAAGUCUCCACUUUGGAUGAGUUAUUGCAGGGGUUUUUAGUGAUAUUGUUUCCCCUUAAAGUUAUAGAUUACUCUUGUUUUUUCUUUCUUUGUUGGAUUAAUACAUGAACUUGUAAAAAUGAAGCAGUGAACUUCUGGUCAUUUCAUUUUA
This is a messenger RNA of Cornus florida, 1945 nucleotides long. Its product is annotated as protein trichome birefringence-like 12. Gene Ontology annotation, molecular function: O-acetyltransferase activity. Lineage: Eukaryota; Viridiplantae; Streptophyta; Magnoliopsida; Cornales; Cornaceae. Bases 77 to 1285 code for a protein of 402 amino acids. The record is from RefSeq and is a predicted model, not a curated record. The transcript is spliced from 4 exons. Gene Ontology annotation, cellular component: Golgi apparatus.